AUGACUUCAUCACUGCCACCUUUGAAUCCCCUUCUUCAAGCAUGUGGAAAGCGGACACGAGACAUCUUCGCCUCCGGUCUGGACGAGACGUACAAGGAUGAGGAGAAAAGCGCGAGGAUACGGCUUUCCGUGAAAAUAAACGACGAGUACAAGGAGUACAAGCAACUUCCCGCACCUUUGCUCGCGCAACAAGGUCCAGUCGGCCCAGCAAAGCCUAAGGAACAGAGGAAAAUGAUCACCGCAGGACCGAGCACGGACACUGGUCGCAUGAUUGCCCAAAUAGAUAAUACCCCCGCGCCCCAACUCUCCACCUUCUCCUCCAACACCAACCUCACCCGCGCACUCCAGCUACAUAAAACAACGCGGACAAUCAAACCUACAUACCACCCACCAUGGAAGCUCGUGCGCGUCAUCUCAGGACACCUUGGCUGGGUACGCAGUGUCGCGGUAGAGCCAGGAAACAAGUGGUUUGCGACUGGAGCUGGAGACCGCGUCAUCAAAAUUUGGGAUCUUGCGUCGGGUGAGCUGAAGCUCUCAUUAACGGGCCACAUAUCGACAGUCCGUGGUCUGGCGGUGUCAUCAAGACACCCGUACCUCUUCUCUUGCGGAGAGGACAAGAUGGUCAAGUGUUGGGACCUUGAAGCUAACAAGGUCAUCCGACACUACCACGGUCACCUGUCGGGAGUAUAUGCGCUCAGUCUGCACCCAACACUGGACGUUUUAGUUACAUCUGGUCGUGAUGCGUCAGCACGUGUAUGGGACAUGCGGACGAAGGCGCAGAUUCACGUACUAUCCGGUCAUACGGCAACCGUCGCGGACGUCAAGUGCCAAGAGUCGGAUCCCCAGGUCAUCACCGGCAGUAUGGACUCGACCGUUCGGUUGUGGGAUCUCGCUGCGGGAAAGACCAUGGUGACACUCACCCACCAUAAAAAGUCUGUUCGCGCACUUGCCAUCCACCCGACAGAGUACAGCUUCGCGUCAGCGUCCGCAGGCGGGAACAAUAUCAAGAAGUGGAAAUGCCCUGAUGGCACGUUCGUUUUCAACUUUAGCGGGCACAACGCGAUCAUCAAUACCCUCUCCGUGAACUCGGAGGGUGUGUUCUUUUCGGGUGGGGACAACGGUACACUAACAUUGUGGGACUGGAACACGGGCACGGCGUUCCAGAACAUGGACGAUAUCCCGCAACCGGGUUCGUUGGAGGCGGAGGCGGGUGUGUUCUGUUCGACGUUCGACGUCACAGGGACGAGGCUGAUCACUGGUGGUGCGGACAAGACCAUCAAGGUGCGUCGUGAACGAAUGUCUGGCUCUGUGGAACGGUACUCAUAUCUGAUCACCACCAGGUCUACGCAGAGCAGGCGGGGCAGUAGGUUUCUGUUGUUUGUACUGUACAAUCUUGUAUCCUCUACCAUAUUAUCUGCUUAG
Messenger RNA from Dichomitus squalens LYAD-421 SS1, 1422 nucleotides. RefSeq names its product WD40 repeat-like protein. The coding region runs from base 1 to 1422 and encodes 473 amino acids. Lineage: Eukaryota; Fungi; Basidiomycota; Agaricomycetes; Polyporales; Polyporaceae. The transcript has 5 exons. The record is from RefSeq and is a predicted model, not a curated record. Gene Ontology annotation, molecular function: protein binding. Gene Ontology annotation, cellular component: precatalytic spliceosome; catalytic step 2 spliceosome; Prp19 complex. Gene Ontology annotation, biological process: mRNA splicing, via spliceosome.